Solanum tuberosum (potato) is the source of this 888-nucleotide messenger RNA. RefSeq lists its product as uncharacterized. The transcript has 3 exons. The coding region runs from base 150 to 851 and encodes 233 amino acids. NCBI's taxonomy places the organism in Eukaryota, Viridiplantae, Streptophyta, Magnoliopsida, Solanales, Solanaceae. The record is from RefSeq and is a predicted model, not a curated record.
UCCACAUGUAUUGUUGCCCUGAAGAAUCCAUUUUCAUGUUCUCAAUCUAGACAAGCAUCAAAAUUGCUCGUGAGGAAUUUGGGAUCGAAUACUGAAGACCAAAUCUAGCGGGGCUAUGGAAAGUUCAGCUGUAUUGCCCUGUUAUUGCAAUGGAUGUCGAAACAUCUACUGAUGAAAGUUUGAGGUUUUCACUCAACUUUGAUCAGCUUGAAGGAGUGAUCCAAUUAAAUCAUAGAGUUAUUGUUCGAGAAAAGUGGAUUGAAGUAAUGGUGAACACCGAUAACAUUAGGUGUGAUGUUGUUAGGCUAGUGAAUGAAUCACUAAUGGCAGAGAGAGGAGCAGGGGUAUCAAAGAAGCAUUUCCCUUCAAGAAUCUCAUUGCAACUAACUCCAACACUUCAAUCCAAUGUGUUGAGUAUUCCAGUAAACAAGUCCUCUAACAAUCCCUUAAGAGAAAUUGGCAACGAAAAGGCCAUUGAAGCAGGAUUCGAUCCACUAAACACUUACAUAGGCUUAAAAGUCUCCACGGGAGAGACAGUUGUUGCGACUAUGAAGCCGUGGAAAUUUGAGCAAUCUGUUAAUGGGGAUGGUGCAAAUUUAAAUUGGUUUCUUCAUGAUAGUGGAAAUGGAAGAGAGGUAUUUUCGUCUAAGCCUUGUGUUUUUUCAUUAAUUCAGCCAAAAACUUGGUUCAAGAACAGAUAUUCAAGUGUUAAUAGGUCUUUUACUAAGCAAGGAGGGGUAAUUUUUGCUGGAGAUGAGUAUGGGGAUAGUGUGUGUUGGAAAGUGGACAAAAGGGAAAACAAUGGAAUGGGACUUGAAAGGGAGACUUUGGUUAACAUAUUGGCCAAAUAAACAUAUAACUCCUUAUGCUGAGACUAGGAGAUUGGAA